AUGGGUGUACACUUUGGGCCAAGGCGCCCCAACCAGUUUUGGUUGGGCGCGUCCCAACCCCACUCUGCCACAAUUGCCCACCUCACCCUUCCCCCUCGCGUCCUCCUCCUAAGGGCCAUCCAGCCCUCCUCAACCUUCCCCCUCGCGUCCUCCUCCCAAGGGCCAUCCGGCCCUCCUCAACCUUCCCCCUCGCGUCCUCCUCCCAAGGGCCAUCCGGCCCUCCUCAACCUUCCCCCCUCGCGUCCUCCUCCCAAGGGCCAUCCGGCCCUCCUCAACCUUCCCCCCUCGCGUCCUCCUCCCAAGGGCCAUCCGGCCCUCCUCAACCUUCCCCCCUCGCGUCCUCCUCCCAAGGGCCAUCCGGCCCUCCUCAACCUUCCCCCCUCGCGUCCUCCUCCCAAGGGCCAUCCGGCCCUCCUCAACCUUCCCCCCUCGCGUCCUCCUCCCAAGGGCCAUCCGGCCCUCCUCAACCUUCCCCCCUCGCGUCCUCCUCCCAAGGGCCAUCCGGCCCUCCUCAACCUUCCCCCCUCGCGUCCUCCUCCCAAGGGCCAUCCGGCCCUCCUCAACCUUCCCCCCUCGCGUCCUCCUCCCAAGGGCCAUCCGGCCCUCCUCAACCUUCCCCCCUCGCGUCCUCCUCCCAAGGGCCAUCCGGCCCUCCUCAACCUUCCCCCCUCGCGUCCUCCUCCCAAGGGCCAUCCGGCCCUCCUCAACCUUCCCCCCUCGCGUCCUCCUCCCAAGGGCCAUCCGGCCCUCCUCAACCUUCCCCCCUCGCGUCCUCCUCCCAAGGGCCAUCCGGCCCUCCUCAACCUUCCCCCCUCGCGUCCUCCUCCCAAGGGCCAUCCGGCCCUCCUCAACCUUCCCCCCUCGCGUCCUCCUCCCAAGGGCCAUCCGGCCCUCCUCAACCUUCCCCCCUCGCGUCCUCCUCCCAAGGGCCAUCCGGCCCUCCUCAACCUUCCCCCCUCGCGUCCUCCUCCCAAGGGCCAUCCGGCCCUCCUCAACCUUCCCCCCUCGCGUCCUCCUCCCAAGGGCCAUCCGGCCCUCCUCAACCUUCCCCCCUCGCGUCCUCCUCCCAAGGGCCAUCCGGCCCUCCUCAACCUUCCCCCCUCGCGUCCUCCUCCCAAGGGCCAUCCGGCCCUCCUCAACCUUCCCCCCUCGCGUCCUCCUCCCAAGGGCCAUCCGGCCCUCCUCAACCUUCCCCCCUCGCGUCCUCCUCCCAAGGGCCAUCCGGCCCUCCUCAACCUUCCCCCCUCGCGUCCUCCUCCCAAGGGCCAUCCGGCCCUCCUCAACCUUCCCCCCUCGCGUCCUCCUCCCAAGGGCCAUCCGGCCCUCCUCAACCUUCCCCCCUCGCGUCCUCCUCCCAAGGGCCAUCCGGCCCUCCUCAACCUUCCCCCCUCGCGUCCUCCUCCCAAGGGCCAUCCGGCCCUCCUCAACCUUCCCCCCUCGCGUCCUCCUCCCAAGGGCCAUCCGGCCCUCCUCAACCUUCCCCCCUCGCGUCCUCCUCCCAAGGGCCAUCCGGCCCUCCUCAACCUUCCCCCCUCGCGUCCUCCUCCCAAGGGCCAUCCGGCCCUCCUCAACCUUCCCCCCUCGCGUCCUCCUCCCAAGGGCCAUCCGGCCCUCCUCAACCUUCCCCCCUCGCGUCCUCCUCCCAAGGGCCAUCCGGCCCUCCUCAACCUUCCCCCCUCGCGUCCUCCUCCCAAGGGCCAUCCGGCCCUCCUCAACCUUCCCCCCUCGCGUCCUCCUCCCAAGGGCCAUCCGGCCCUCCUCAACCUUCCCCCCUCGCGUCCUCCUCCCAAGGGCCAUCCGGCCCUCCUCAACCUUCCCCCCUCGCGUCCUCCUCCCAAGGGCCAUCCGGCCCUCCUCAACCUUCCCCCCUCGCGUCCUCCUCCCAAGGGCCAUCCGGCCCUCCUCAACCUUCCCCCCUCGCGUCCUCCUCCCAAGGGCCAUCCGGCCCUCCUCAACCUUCCCCCCUCGCGUCCUCCUCCCAAGGGCCAUCCGGCCCUCCUCAACCUUCCCCCCUCGCGUCCUCCUCCCAAGGGCCAUCCGGCCCUCCUCAACCUUCCCCCCUCGCGUCCUCCUCCCAAGGGCCAUCCGGCCCUCCUCAACCUUCCCCCCUCGCGUCCUCCUCCCAAGGGCCAUCCGGCCCUCCUCAACCUUCCCCCCUCGCGUCCUCCUCCCAAGGGCCAUCCGGCCCUCCUCAACCUUCCCCCCUCGCGUCCUCCUCCCAAGGGCCAUCCGGCCCUCCUCAACCUUCCCCCCUCGCGUCCUCCUCCCAAGGGCCAUCCGGCCCUCCUCAACCUUCCCCCCUCGCGUCCUCCUCCCAAGGGCCAUCCGGCCCUCCUCAACCUUCCCCCCUCGCGUCCUCCUCCCAAGGGCCAUCCGGCCCUCCUCAACCUUCCCCCCUCGCGUCCUCCUCCCAAGGGCCAUCCGGCCCUCCUCAACCUUCCCCCCUCGCGUCCUCCUCCCAAGGGCCAUCCGGCCCUCCUCAACCUUCCCCCCUCGCGUCCUCCUCCCAAGGGCCAUCCGGCCCUCCUCAACCUUCCCCCCUCGCGUCCUCCUCCCAAGGGCCAUCCGGCCCUCCUCAACCUUCCCCCCUCGCGUCCUCCUCCCAAGGGCCAUCCGGCCCUCCUCAACCUUCCCCCCUCGCGUCCUCCUCCCAAGGGCCAUCCGGCCCUCCUCAACCUUCCCCCCUCGCGUCCUCCUCCCAAGGGCCAUCCGGCCCUCCUCAACCUUCCCCCCUCGCGUCCUCCUCCCAAGGGCCAUCCGGCCCUCCUCAACCUUCCCCCCUCGCGUCCUCCUCCCAAGGGCCAUCCGGCCCUCCUCAACCUUCCCCCCUCGCGUCCUCCUCCCAAGGGCCAUCCGGCCCUCCUCAACCUUCCCCCCUCGCGUCCUCCUCCCAAGGGCCAUCCGGCCCUCCUCAACCUUCCCCCCUCGCGUCCUCCUCCCAAGGGCCAUCCGGCCCUCCUCAACCUUCCCCCCUCGCGUCCUCCUCCCAAGGGCCAUCCGGCCCUCCUCAACCUUCCCCCCUCGCGUCCUCCUCCCAAGGGCCAUCCGGCCCUCCUCAACCUUCCCCCCUCGCGUCCUCCUCCCAAGGGCCAUCCGGCCCUCCUCAACCUUCCCCCCUCGCGUCCUCCUCCCAAGGGCCAUCCGGCCCUCCUCAACCUUCCCCCCUCGCGUCCUCCUCCCAAGGGCCAUCCGGCCCUCCUCAACCUUCCCCCCUCGCGUCCUCCUCCCAAGGGCCAUCCGGCCCUCCUCAACCUUCCCCCCUCGCGUCCUCCUCCCAAGGGCCAUCCGGCCCUCCUCAACCUUCCCCCCUCGCGUCCUCCUCCCAAGGGCCAUCCGGCCCUCCUCAACCUUCCCCCCUCGCGUCCUCCUCCCAAGGGCCAUCCGGCCCUCCUCAACCUUCCCCCCUCGCGUCCUCCUCCCAAGGGCCAUCCGGCCCUCCUCAACCUUCCCCCCUCGCGUCCUCCUCCCAAGGGCCAUCCGGCCCUCCUCAACCUUCCCCCCUCGCGUCCUCCUCCCAAGGGCCAUCCGGCCCUCCUCAACCUUCCCCCCUCGCGUCCUCCUCCCAAGGGCCAUCCGGCCCUCCUCAACCUUCCCCCCUCGCGUCCUCCUCCCAAGGGCCAUCCGGCCCUCCUCAACCUUCCCCCCUCGCGUCCUCCUCCCAAGGGCCAUCCGGCCCUCCUCAACCUUCCCCCCUCGCGUCCUCCUCCCAAGGGCCAUCCGGCCCUCCUCAACCUUCCCCCCUCGCGUCCUCCUCCCAAGGGCCAUCCGGCCCUCCUCAACCUUCCCCCCUCGCGUCCUCCUCCCAAGGGCCAUCCGGCCCUCCUCAACCUUCCCCCCUCGCGUCCUCCUCCCAAGGGCCAUCCGGCCCUCCUCAACCUUCCCCCCUCGCGUCCUCCUCCCAAGGGCCAUCCGGCCCUCCUCAACCUUCCCCCCUCGCGUCCUCCUCCCAAGGGCCAUCCGGCCCUCCUCAACCUUCCCCCCUCGCGUCCUCCUCCCAAGGGCCAUCCGGCCCUCCUCAACCUUCCCCCCUCGCGUCCUCCUCCCAAGGGCCAUCCGGCCCUCCUCAACCUUCCCCCCUCGCGUCCUCCUCCCAAGGGCCAUCCGGCCCUCCUCAACCUUCCCCCCUCGCGUCCUCCUCCCAAGGGCCAUCCGGCCCUCCUCAACCUUCCCCCCUCGCGUCCUCCUCCCAAGGGCCAUCCGGCCCUCCUCAACCUUCCCCCCUCGCGUCCUCCUCCCAAGGGCCAUCCGGCCCUCCUCAACCUUCCCCCCUCGCGUCCUCCUCCCAAGGGCCAUCCGGCCCUCCUCAACCUUCCCCCCUCGCGUCCUCCUCCCAAGGGCCAUCCGGCCCUCCUCAACCUUCCCCCCUCGCGUCCUCCUCCCAAGGGCCAUCCGGCCCUCCUCAACCUUCCCCCCUCGCGUCCUCCUCCCAAGGGCCAUCCGGCCCUCCUCAACCUUCCCCCCUCGCGUCCUCCUCCCAAGGGCCAUCCGGCCCUCCUCAACCUUCCCCCCUCGCGUCCUCCUCCCAAGGGCCAUCCGGCCCUCCUCAACCUUCCCCCCUCGCGUCCUCCUCCCAAGGGCCAUCCGGCCCUCCUCAACCUUCCCCCCUCGCGUCCUCCUCCCAAGGGCCAUCCGGCCCUCCUCAACCUUCCCCCCUCGCGUCCUCCUCCCAAGGGCCAUCCGGCCCUCCUCAACCUUCCCCCCUCGCGUCCUCCUCCCAAGGGCCAUCCGGCCCUCCUCAACCUUCCCCCCUCGCGUCCUCCUCCCAAGGGCCAUCCGGCCCUCCUCAACCUUCCCCCCUCGCGUCCUCCUCCCAAGGGCCAUCCGGCCCUCCUCAACCUUCCCCCCUCGCGUCCUCCUCCCAAGGGCCAUCCGGCCCUCCUCAACCUUCCCCCCUCGCGUCCUCCUCCCAAGGGCCAUCCGGCCCUCCUCAACCUUCCCCCCUCGCGUCCUCCUCCCAAGGGCCAUCCGGCCCUCCUCAACCUUCCCCCCUCGCGUCCUCCUCCCAAGGGCCAUCCGGCCCUCCUCAACCUUCCCCCCUCGCGUCCUCCUCCCAAGGGCCAUCCGGCCCUCCUCAACCUUCCCCCCUCGCGUCCUCCUCCCAAGGGCCAUCCGGCCCUCCUCAACCUUCCCCCCUCGCGUCCUCCUCCCAAGGGCCAUCCGGCCCUCCUCAACCUUCCCCCCUCGCGUCCUCCUCCCAAGGGCCAUCCGGCCCUCCUCAACCUUCCCCCCUCGCGUCCUCCUCCCAAGGGCCAUCCGGCCCUCCUCAACCUUCCCCCCUCGCGUCCUCCUCCCAAGGGCCAUCCGGCCCUCCUCAACCUUCCCCCCUCGCGUCCUCCUCCCAAGGGCCAUCCGGCCCUCCUCAACCUUCCCCCCUCGCGUCCUCCUCCCAAGGGCCAUCCGGCCCUCCUCAACCUUCCCCCCUCGCGUCCUCCUCCCAAGGGCCAUCCGGCCCUCCUCAACCUUCCCCCCUCGCGUCCUCCUCCCAAGGGCCAUCCGGCCCUCCUCAACCUUCCCCCCUCGCGUCCUCCUCCCAAGGGCCAUCCGGCCCUCCUCAACCUUCCCCCCUCGCGUCCUCCUCCCAAGGGCCAUCCGGCCCUCCUCAACCUUCCCCCCUCGCGUCCUCCUCCCAAGGGCCAUCCGGCCCUCCUCAACCUUCCCCCCUCGCGUCCUCCUCCCAAGGGCCAUCCGGCCCUCCUCAACCUUCCCCCCUCGCGUCCUCCUCCCAAGGGCCAUCCGGCCCUCCUCAACCUUCCCCCCUCGCGUCCUCCUCCCAAGGGCCAUCCGGCCCUCCUCAACCUUCCCCCCUCGCGUCCUCCUCCCAAGGGCCAUCCGGCCCUCCUCAACCUUCCCCCCUCGCGUCCUCCUCCCAAGGGCCAUCCGGCCCUCCUCAACCUUCCCCCCUCGCGUCCUCCUCCCAAGGGCCAUCCGGCCCUCCUCAACCUUCCCCCCUCGCGUCCUCCUCCCAAGGGCCAUCCGGCCCUCCUCAACCUUCCCCCCUCGCGUCCUCCUCCCAAGGGCCAUCCGGCCCUCCUCAACCUUCCCCCCUCGCGUCCUCCUCCCAAGGGCCAUCCGGCCCUCCUCAACCUUCCCCCCUCGCGUCCUCCUCCCAAGGGCCAUCCGGCCCUCCUCAACCUUCCCCCCUCGCGUCCUCCUCCCAAGGGCCAUCCGGCCCUCCUCAACCUUCCCCCCUCGCGUCCUCCUCCCAAGGGCCAUCCGGCCCUCCUCAACCUUCCCCCCUCGCGUCCUCCUCCCAAGGGCCAUCCGGCCCUCCUCAACCUUCCCCCCUCGCGUCCUCCUCCCAAGGGCCAUCCGGCCCUCCUCAACCUUCCCCCCUCGCGUCCUCCUCCCAAGGGCCAUCCGGCCCUCCUCAACCUUCCCCCCUCGCGUCCUCCUCCCAAGGGCCAUCCGGCCCUCCUCAACCUUCCCCCCUCGCGUCCUCCUCCCAAGGGCCAUCCGGCCCUCCUCAACCUUCCCCCCUCGCGUCCUCCUCCCAAGGGCCAUCCGGCCCUCCUCAACCUUCCCCCCUCGCGUCCUCCUCCCAAGGGCCAUCCGGCCCUCCUCAACCUUCCCCCCUCGCGUCCUCCUCCCAAGGGCCAUCCGGCCCUCCUCAACCUUCCCCCCUCGCGUCCUCCUCCCAAGGGCCAUCCGGCCCUCCUCAACCUUCCCCCCUCGCGUCCUCCUCCCAAGGGCCAUCCGGCCCUCCUCAACCUUCCCCCCUCGCGUCCUCCUCCCAAGGGCCAUCCGGCCCUCCUCAACCUUCCCCCCUCGCGUCCUCCUCCCAAGGGCCAUCCGGCCCUCCUCAACCUUCCCCCCUCGCGUCCUCCUCCCAAGGGCCAUCCGGCCCUCCUCAACCUUCCCCCCUCGCGUCCUCCUCCCAAGGGCCAUCCGGCCCUCCUCAACCUUCCCCCCUCGCGUCCUCCUCCCAAGGGCCAUCCGGCCCUCCUCAACCUUCCCCCCUCGCGUCCUCCUCCCAAGGGCCAUCCGGCCCUCCUCAACCUUCCCCCCUCGCGUCCUCCUCCCAAGGGCCAUCCGGCCCUCCUCAACCUUCCCCCCUCGCGUCCUCCUCCCAAGGGCCAUCCGGCCCUCCUCAACCUUCCCCCCUCGCGUCCUCCUCCCAAGGGCCAUCCGGCCCUCCUCAACCUUCCCCCCUCGCGUCCUCCUCCCAAGGGCCAUCCGGCCCUCCUCAACCUUCCCCCCUCGCGUCCUCCUCCCAAGGGCCAUCCGGCCCUCCUCAACCUUCCCCCCUCGCGUCCUCCUCCCAAGGGCCAUCCGGCCCUCCUCAACCUUCCCCCCUCGCGUCCUCCUCCCAAGGGCCAUCCGGCCCUCCUCAACCUUCCCCCCUCGCGUCCUCCUCCCAAGGGCCAUCCGGCCCUCCUCAACCUUCCCCCCUCGCGUCCUCCUCCCAAGGGCCAUCCGGCCCUCCUCAACCUUCCCCCCUCGCGUCCUCCUCCCAAGGGCCAUCCGGCCCUCCUCAACCUUCCCCCCUCGCGUCCUCCUCCCAAGGGCCAUCCGGCCCUCCUCAACCUUCCCCCCUCGCGUCCUCCUCCCAAGGGCCAUCCGGCCCUCCUCAACCUUCCCCCCUCGCGUCCUCCUCCCAAGGGCCAUCCGGCCCUCCUCAACCUUCCCCCCUCGCGUCCUCCUCCCAAGGGCCAUCCGGCCCUCCUCAACCUUCCCCCCUCGCGUCCUCCUCCCAAGGGCCAUCCGGCCCUCCUCAACCUUCCCCCCUCGCGUCCUCCUCCCAAGGGCCAUCCGGCCCUCCUCAACCUUCCCCCCUCGCGUCCUCCUCCCAAGGGCCAUCCGGCCCUCCUCAACCUUCCCCCCUCGCGUCCUCCUCCCAAGGGCCAUCCGGCCCUCCUCAACCUUCCCCCCUCGCGUCCUCCUCCCAAGGGCCAUCCGGCCCUCCUCAACCUUCCCCCCUCGCGUCCUCCUCCCAAGGGCCAUCCGGCCCUCCUCAACCUUCCCCCCUCGCGUCCUCCUCCCAAGGGCCAUCCGGCCCUCCUCAACCUUCCCCCCUCGCGUCCUCCUCCCAAGGGCCAUCCGGCCCUCCUCAACCUUCCCCCCUCGCGUCCUCCUCCCAAGGGCCAUCCGGCCCUCCUCAACCUUCCCCCCUCGCGUCCUCCUCCCAAGGGCCAUCCGGCCCUCCUCAACCUUCCCCCCUCGCGUCCUCCUCCCAAGGGCCAUCCGGCCCUCCUCAACCUUCCCCCCUCGCGUCCUCCUCCCAAGGGCCAUCCGGCCCUCCUCAACCUUCCCCCCUCGCGUCCUCCUCCCAAGGGCCAUCCGGCCCUCCUCAACCUUCCCCCCUCGCGUCCUCCUCCCAAGGGCCAUCCGGCCCUCCUCAACCUUCCCCCCUCGCGUCCUCCUCCCAAGGGCCAUCCGGCCCUCCUCAACCUUCCCCCCUCGCGUCCUCCUCCCAAGGGCCAUCCGGCCCUCCUCAACCUUCCCCCCUCGCGUCCUCCUCCCAAGGGCCAUCCGGCCCUCCUCAACCUUCCCCCCUCGCGUCCUCCUCCCAAGGGCCAUCCGGCCCUCCUCAACCUUCCCCCCUCGCGUCCUCCUCCCAAGGGCCAUCCGGCCCUCCUCAACCUUCCCCCCUCGCGUCCUCCUCCCAAGGGCCAUCCGGCCCUCCUCAACCUUCCCCCCUCGCGUCCUCCUCCCAAGGGCCAUCCGGCCCUCCUCAACCUUCCCCCCUCGCGUCCUCCUCCCAAGGGCCAUCCGGCCCUCCUCAACCUUCCCCCCUCGCGUCCUCCUCCCAAGGGCCAUCCGGCCCUCCUCAACCUUCCCCCCUCGCGUCCUCCUCCCAAGGGCCAUCCGGCCCUCCUCAACCUUCCCCCCUCGCGUCCUCCUCCCAAGGGCCAUCCGGCCCUCCUCAACCUUCCCCCCUCGCGUCCUCCUCCCAAGGGCCAUCCGGCCCUCCUCAACCUUCCCCCCUCGCGUCCUCCUCCCAAGGGCCAUCCGGCCCUCCUCAAACCUUCCCCCCUCGCGUCCUCCUCCCAAGGGCCAUCCGGCCCUCCUCAACCUUCCCCCCUCGCGUCCUCCUCCCAAGGGCCAUCCGGCCCUCCUCAACCUUCCCCCCUCGCGUCCUCCUCCCAAGGGCCAUCCGGCCCUCCUCAACCUUCCCCCCUCGCGUCCUCCUCCCAAGGGCCAUCCGGCCCUCCUCAACCUUCCCCCCUCGCGUCCUCCUCCCAAGGGCCAUCCGGCCCUCCUCAACCUUCCCCCCUCGCGUCCUCCUCCCAAGGGCCAUCCGGCCCUCCUCAACCUUCCCCCCUCGCGUCCUCCUCCCAAGGGCCAUCCGGCCCUCCUCAACCUUCCCCCCUCGCGUCCUCCUCCCAAGGGCCAUCCGGCCCUCCUCAACCUUCCCCCCUCGC
This is a messenger RNA of Closterium sp. NIES-65, 9362 nucleotides long. The record is from the annotation of a GenBank genome assembly. NCBI's taxonomy places the organism in Eukaryota, Viridiplantae, Streptophyta, Zygnematophyceae, Desmidiales, Closteriaceae.